GACAUAAAAACAAGUGUAUGCUGUUCGGAGGAUUCAAAAGUGGGACAAUACUGGAUGUUGAAGUCAUUUUUAGAUACCUUGUCUUGCGUCUCGUCUUCACUUAGGUUCUUGGCUGUUGCAUCGUAAGACAUCCAGUAUCUAGUUUUUGCAGGUUGCUCUGAUUUUUUACACUCGAUAUGAGUAAGUAUAAUGGUGAGCUGACCCAGCGGGAGCAGGAGCUACUAAAAAUUCGUCGAGACAGUGACACUAAAGCUGCUGAACUUGCUAAGAUGGAGAAGAUGCUGCAGCAGACCAAAAACCUGUUGGACAAGAAGGCAGAGCCUGGCUCAGAGAGCAUGGGCUACCAGGAUAACAUGGUUGAGGACCUUGAGGAAAAAGUGCGCUCCAGCAGACGGCACAGGAGAAAUUCCCUACAUCACACACAGAUGCUGGAGAGCCAGAUGAAGACAGUGAAAGGUGAGUUGGUCGGAACACUGGACCAUCUUCAGGAGCUGAGGAAUGUCUUGCGUCGCUCACAGCAGAAAGCAGAAGAGCGCAAAAUAGCGAUGGAGAAGCUGGCAGCGGGGCUCAGGUGAACUCUGUGCUCUGCGUCUGCUUUUGAUUUGAACCAAGGUUUCGACCCUUUCAAGCUCCAGUACACCAAGUGAAUAUCUGACCUGACAUCCUACAUCGCCAACGAAAUCCGAGCAGAGCUCGCAUCUAGCAAGACCGCACCGAUACACCAGUUAAAUAGUAGAAGAAAGAGACUUAAAUUGCCAGGUUGGUCCUCUUCCUCUGCAGUGAGGACAUCAUUUUGCAUCACCAAAGACUACAUCCAAGACCAUCCAUGGUAUAAUGAUUAAAAUGAGCAUCUUCUUGUU
Paralichthys olivaceus (Japanese flounder) is the source of this 860-nucleotide messenger RNA. RefSeq names its product coiled-coil domain-containing protein 18. Lineage: Eukaryota; Metazoa; Chordata; Actinopteri; Pleuronectiformes; Paralichthyidae. The record is from RefSeq and is a predicted model, not a curated record.